UGUUGUAGAAGAGCUGAGAGGACCGUGAGAGGAUUUUCUUUUGUCUCAAAGUCGCAGCUCGAUCACUUUUACGGUUUACGGUUUUAAUUUAAUCGAUGUUUACUUGAUUAAAACGUGGAUUUUAGUGCCGCGGGAGAGUUUGAGGGAGAGAAAGUCGCUGCCGGAGUAGUUUGAGGAUCCGUCCGUAAAGCAGAAUCCCGGCUGCUGCACUGGGAACAGAUAUGGGUGACUCUGAGGUGCCGGCGUUUUCAUCCAUCGAAGAAGAGCGAGACUACUGGAGGGAGCAAGCAGCUCAGCACAAACAGGGGGCUGAAGAGGCUCGUGAGGAGCUGCAGGAGUUCCAGCAGAUGAGUCGCGAUUACGAAGCCGAACUGGAGACCGAACUGAAGCAGUGUGAAGCGCGGAACCGCGAGCUGCUAACGGCUAACGACCGGCUAGGCAUGGAGCUGGAAACCUACAAGGAGAAGUAUGAGACUCAGCACUCGGAGGCGUACAGAAGCAUUUCUACUCUGGAGGGAGAGUUAGCAGAGACCACAGCCAUCAAAGACCAGUUGCAUAAAUACAUCAGAGAGCUGGAGCAGGCCAACGAUGACCUGGAGAGAACCAAACGUGCCACCAUCAUGUCUCUCGAGGACUUUGAGCAGAGGAUGAACCACGUCAUCGAGAGAAACGCGUUCCUGGAGAGCGAGCUGGACGAGAAGGAGAACCUGCUGGAGUCGGUGCAGAGACUGAAGGAUGAAGCUCGAGAUCUGAGACAGGAGCUGGCGGUGAAACAGAAGCAGGAUCGUAAACCUUCCCUCAGUGUAUCAGUGGAUGGAGAGAAGGUGGAGGCGACUCCAUCACACACGCCAUCGGCUCAUUCAUCCAUCCUCACCACUCCAGCCAGAACCGCCGGGUCCAGCAGCGCGUUCAACACACCUCCCGCAUCCUACAGCCGGAUCGAAGGUCUCACCGGGACGCCGCUGACCACCUCGGCACGGAUCUCCGCCCUCAACAUCGUCGGAGAGCUGCUCAGGAAAGUCGGGAAUUUGGAGUCGAAGUUGGCCUCGUGUAGAGAGCUGCAGUUACAGGACAGGACGCCGAGCCGCUCGGGGGUCCAGAGUGCGCACAGUACACCGCGAGAACCUGCCGAGAACCAGGCCAGCGCCAACGGCUUCUACGAUAAGGGGAUGGUGAAGCGGUUGGAUUUCGGGGCCAAAAUCGUGUUGUGAGCGAGCCGCGCCUCUCCAGCGCGAAUGAGUGACCGCCGCGCUUUUAUAAACUUUUAACUAAUGCGUCGUUUCCACUGACGUCCUCACAUCCACUCUGCACUUGAAGAGUACGAACACGUGGACGCGUCUCACAGGGCUCUUCGUUUUCGUUGCUCUGUACUGGAGUCUCAGCGUCUCUGUGAGCAGAUUGUAUUUUUUAUAAGGAGGGUUCGGGAGCACUAACACCUCCAGCUUAAGCAGGUUGGAUUCAUGUUUUUGUUUUGAGAUUUCUGGUGUUCUGUCUGUAUUUGUACGUUUUAUCAUCAUCCCCUGCUGAAGACAAACCCUCUGUAGGGCGCUUACAGCUCUUCUUCUCUUCUGCACUGAGGAACGAGGGGUGGUUUUGUUUUGUUUUGGUUUUUUUAAAUGUAUUCCGGCAUCAAAACCACUUCUAAACUCACUGGAUUUAUAAACCCCUGCCUUGGGCUGCGUCCCAAACGCUCGGUGUGGUCUCAUUAUCGUUCGAUUUAACGAUACAGAGUCCGGCUUUCUUCUGGCUCUUAUUUAGGAUGUAAAGGUUCAUCUUGUACCGUCUCUUUAUCCUGGUCAGGGAUGAGGUGAGUCCGGCUUCCACAGAAGUACUCGGCGCACUGUCGGUCCAUUGUGGGACGAGUUCCAAGACCAGCUAUAUUCUCAGUGGAUGUCUAGAACCAGCAUAGUUCUUAUUUAGGCAAGCUGCAUAACCCUGUAGUUCCUCGAAUGGACAAAAGUAUUGGGACACCCCUCCAAAUAUGUGGCACUAGUUUGGGAAAGGCAGUUUACUUUUUUUGCUUUAGUGUGUCUGUCCUCCUGAGCACAAAGCGAGCUCUAUAAACACGUGGUUUGUCUAGUCAUUUGACUCCAGUUUCUUACACAGAGCCCUGAUCGCCAUCCAACCCAACCGGUUUGGGAUGAAUUAAUCCUGAAUUGCAGUCAAGCAUUUGUUUCCAAUUGUAGUGGCUGAACUCAAUGACUCGAUUGACUGAGUGUGCACAAAUUCCCACAGACACAUUCCCUCAAGUCUUGUAGAAACACUUCCCAGAAGAUUGGAAGGUAUUAAAGCUACAAAAGAAAGAGGGAGCGAUUUUAAUAUAAGCGCACAUGGUUUUGGAACGGGAUGUCCAACAUGCUCACGGUCAGCUGUCCCAAUACUUUUGUCCUUAUAGUAAACAACUCGAUGUGCUUUAGAAAAAAAAUCCAAAUAGUGUUUAGGAUGAAGUCUCGUGUCUCUGAUCUUUCUGUCGUAUCAGAAGUUUGUUUGAGAACCAGACUUGAACUGGCAGGUGAUUGGUUUCCUCCCUGUCGUGUCUCUUUAUUGUGACGAGUCCAGGGUUUAAAAGUCAUUUUAAUACUUCAGUGAAGGGAAUGAAUGUUUUAUGUUAAAAUUAAAAAUGUACAGAGGAAUUAAUCUGUGCUGUAUUAGAGGGGAUGGGUAGGAGGUGAUGUACAAGGAUCAAGCACAUCAACGCUCAUCUCAGGACUCGGGUACCAAAAACCUCUCUGCAGACGUCACCAUAGUCCAGUGUGGGUUCUGUGUGUUUGUGUUCAUCAGGCCACCGGUAAUGGUUAAACACUGUGUGGUUCCUCGUGUACGUGUAGAACUGCAAUACUCAGUCGGAUGUGCAGAAUAAAUGCCCUAAAACAA
Molecule: messenger RNA, 2874 nt
Organism: Trichomycterus rosablanca
Lineage: Eukaryota; Metazoa; Chordata; Actinopteri; Siluriformes; Trichomycteridae
Gene: nde1
Product: nudE neurodevelopment protein 1
Exons: 9
Coding region: 222-1211 (329 amino acids)
Biological process (GO): chromosome segregation; microtubule nucleation; establishment of mitotic spindle orientation
Cellular component (GO): kinesin complex; kinetochore; centrosome
Molecular function (GO): microtubule binding
Source: RefSeq, a predicted model, not a curated record